Messenger RNA from Scatophagus argus, 1945 nucleotides. RefSeq names its product TSEN2 tRNA splicing endonuclease subunit (gene tsen2). The transcript has 12 exons. The record is from RefSeq and is a predicted model, not a curated record. The coding region runs from base 344 to 1597 and encodes 417 amino acids. Gene Ontology annotation, molecular function: tRNA-intron lyase activity; nucleic acid binding. NCBI's taxonomy places the organism in Eukaryota, Metazoa, Chordata, Actinopteri, Scatophagidae. Gene Ontology annotation, biological process: tRNA splicing, via endonucleolytic cleavage and ligation; tRNA-type intron splice site recognition and cleavage. Gene Ontology annotation, cellular component: tRNA-intron endonuclease complex.
UUGGUCCAGCUCGAAGGCGGAACUGAGAGAAGAGGUUGACGGUUCCAGCCGGACACAGAUUUGGUGACACCGCAGCGUCGGACAGCAAAACAAACUCAACCACUGAAUGAAACUAACAAAAUCACGAGUCGCCAAAUACGUUCAUGAACGGAGGGUUUGUUACGAAGUUAACAGGCUAACAGAUACACCGAAUAAGAAGGUAACUUAAUGAGCAAAACAGGCUAAUAUUCUUACAUGCUAACAGCUAGCAGCGGCUCGCGCAACCUUCUCAGCAGCAGAAAUAUCAAUACAGACAGGAUCCAGGACCAGAGUCCAGACCCGGUCUGAUCUGGACUCUAGUAGUAUGCAGGCGGAAUUUCGGGCUCCCCGGAGAAGGACCCGGGUGGUGGGGGAGUACGAGGCUCCGCUGCCGGUGAGCCGCAGCCCGGAGGAGAGGAGCGACUUCAGGGCGCAGCUCAUCAACCAGCACGUGCUGGUCUGUCAUCCGGACCACAUCCAGAAGAUCCACAACCAGGGUUAUUUUGGUAAAGGCAUCCUGUCCAGAGCCAGUCCAGACCACAGCAUCUCUGACCAAUGGGAGCAACAUGAAGGUGUGUUUCUGCCCGUCAUCUCACAGUCCAGGUAUGACAAGCUGCUCAGGUGGGCAGGGGCAGCUCUCUCCACUCAGGGAUUGGAUGAGCAGGCUGUCAGUCAAACCCUGCUCAGAGUGUCUCAGCCAGUAGAGAUGGAACACGUGAGGGGUGAGAUGGGAGAGGGGACGAAUGGACGGAGGGGUGAGGACGGUGAGGAGCCAGGACCAGAUGGCGGAGUCUGUCCUCACACGAAGAGGCUCUGGCCGGGGUCAGAGGUCGAGCCAGAGGCCAAGAAAAGCUGCAGGCUGGACCUGAACCCAGACCACGACCCAGAUCCCUGCUCAGACCAGGACUCUGAGUCUGACUCUGACCCUGAUCGGGGGUCUCACCCCGACUCUGAGUCUGAUCCAGAUCCAGGUUGGUUGGUUGCAGACUCUGGUUUUGUCCUGGUGGAGGUGUGUGAUGGGGUCAGGGAGGUCCGGCGGACUCCGAUCUCUCUCACUGAGUACCUGCAGCUCACUCUGGAGGAGGCCUUCUUCCUAGUCUACAGUCUGGGUUGCCUGUCCGUCUACCUGCACCAGGAGCCCCUGUCAAUAAUCCAGCUGUGGAGAAAGUUCAGGUCCCUGCGGCCCGACUUUGUGAGCUUGUUCGCAGCCUAUCAGCACUUUCGAAGCAAGGGGUGGGUCCCUAAAGGAGGAGGCGGGGCCAAGUAUGGGGUAGACUUCAUGUUGUACAGGAAAGGCCCACCUUUCUACCACGCCAGUUAUUCGGUGGUAGUCGAGCGGGUUGACGAUGCCUUCAGGGGCUCUGGGCUGCGUCCGUUUUCGUGGCGUUCUCUGGCAGCUCUCAGCAGGAUCACUGCUAACGUGUCCAAGGAGCUGAUGUUGUGUUACAUCAUCUAUCCAGCUGACCUAUCAGACGCCGAGCUGGACUCACCUGUCUGUCUGAGUAGACUGAAGGUUCAGGAAGUCAUCAUCAGCCGGUGGGUUUCCUCCAGAGAACGAGCUGAGCAGGAUGACAUCUGAUUGGCCAAUAGACAAUAGAUAGUAAAACUUGAAGACAACUGAUGAUGUCAUGAAGAGACUGAUAGUGUGAUAGCCAAAAAUCAAGCAGAGGAUAAAAUAAUUUUUUCAUGAAAGAUUCAGUAACAAGAAGACAACGUGGCUUCAUGAAGAUACUGAAUAUGCCUCAAGUUUCGGAUCUUUGAGGGUCAUUGAACGCAGCAACUGGUUGGAUUUCGUUUUCUUGGAUUUUAUAGUUAAGAUCAGUCAGUUAAGGUCACUUUUCUGUCCCCACAGGUCAGACAGGUCUGUGCUGCUGUGUGUUGUGUAUUCCAAUAAUAAAAAUACAUGUUCAAUCAAGAAAUCAACAAG